UCACCAUCCUCCAGCUCGUCCCGUCGGCCUCAGUAUCUCUCCUCGUCCGGUUAACAACCUUCUGCUUGGCACAGAACUUACCGAUAACUGCAAGAUAACGACGUCGAGAAGAUGCCCAGUGUCACGGUUAAGGACGUCAACCAGCAGGAGUUCGUCAGAGCUUUGUCUUCCUUCCUCAAAAAGUCUGGGAAACUGAAGGUCCCAGAGUGGGUGGACACAGUGAAGCUGGCCAGGCACAAGGAGCUGGCCCCGUAUGAUGACAACUGGUUCUACAACAGAGCAGCAUCGAUGGCCCGUCACCUGUACCUGCGGGGGGGAGUGGGUGUGGGCGCCAUGAUUAAGAUUUACGGAGGGCGCCAGAGGAAUGGUGUGUGCCCGGCCCACUUCAGCGUUGGGUCGAGGAACGUGGCCAGGAAGGUUCUGCAGGCACUGGAGGGGUUAAAGAUGGUGGAGAAGGAUCCAAACGGAGGACGCAAACUCACAGCUCAGGGCCAGAGAGACCUGGACAGGAUCGCUGGUCAGGUUUCCUCUGCGAGCAAGAAACAGAAAACACUUCAGAGUGCGCCCUAGAGGGAUCCAUAGUGAAGCUCCCCCUCUGAUGCAUGAAUGUCUUAUGUCAGCCACACAAGUGCCAAUCUGUCAUGUGAGACGCAUGUGAAGCAACUCUUAUUGAAGGAAUGGUGAAUAUCUUUAUUGUCAUUCACGUGGAGAAGUCACCAUCACAACCAAAUAAAUACUUGGACAUGACCCAAGUGUGUGUUCAGUUGUUGCUCAUCACGCUGCUGAUCCAGCUGUUGUAGCGGCACACACGAGCAUAGACGCUGGGGUGACCCUGCAUGGCACAGUCGUACCCCCAGGAGACCAC
Molecule: messenger RNA, 865 nt
Organism: Synchiropus splendidus (mandarinfish)
Lineage: Eukaryota; Metazoa; Chordata; Actinopteri; Syngnathiformes; Callionymidae
Product: 40S ribosomal protein S19
Exons: 6
Coding region: 112-570 (152 amino acids)
Biological process (GO): ribosomal small subunit assembly; translation
Cellular component (GO): cytosolic small ribosomal subunit; ribosome
Molecular function (GO): structural constituent of ribosome; RNA binding
Source: RefSeq, a predicted model, not a curated record